GCUGGGGCUCCCUGGUCGGAGCGGAAGGCUGCGCAGCGCGAGGGCCGCCUGUCUGGUGGAGCCACCGCUGCAGCAGCAAAGACGUGCGGUGUCGAGAACGAGGUCAUCAUCCGCGAAGCGGACGCGUCGCUCUUCAGGCAUCGGGUCGAGAAGCUGCACGUGGAGCCGCAAGCCGAAGUGCUGCGGCCUGGCGAGUGGCAAGCGUUCGGCGAGAAGCACGCGUGCCCGUCCUGCGACGUUGGGGUGCUGAUUCGUGAGCUGGGAGUGGCGGCCGCGAGGACCCCGCUGCGGUCUUGCGCCAAGUCGUACCUCAGUGAGAACGAAGCCGAGGCCUGCCUGUCCGAGGCAGGCGCUGAAACUGCGGAGGCCCGCGGGGCCGCGGCUGGUGCGGCUGCUACAGCCUGCACGGCCGCGCCGACGGCUGCCGCGAGCAGCACCGUGGUCACGGAGUACCUGGCGGCCCACCCUGCGGCGCUCCUCAGCGGCGGCAACGGGGAGGAGCACUUCGACGAAAUCGAAAAGCCCACGUGCGAGAAGCAUGAGGGGCAGGCAGAGCAGCAGGAACCCGAGGCCAUCGGGUUCGAGCUGAAUGAUGGGGAGGAGCACUUCGGCGCGCUGCGGGGCGCCAUGGGGGUGCGCAAGGACGACGAAGAGGACAAGAACGAGCUGGAGGCCCACGUGUCGGGUCACGGCGCGGGGGACGAGCAAGGCGGCGGUGCGCGGGCGUCGUGCAAUGAGCCGCCGAGCCUCAUCGAGCAGCCCACGUGCGAGGAGCAUGAGGGGCAGGCAGAGCAGCAGGAGCCAGAGGAUAUCGGGUUCGAGCUGAACGACGAGGAGGAGCACCUGGGCAAGCUGCGGAGC
Messenger RNA from Prorocentrum cordatum, 861 nucleotides. Lineage: Eukaryota; Dinophyceae; Prorocentrales; Prorocentraceae. The record is from the annotation of a GenBank genome assembly.